Molecule: messenger RNA, 843 nt
Organism: Dermacentor silvarum
Lineage: Eukaryota; Metazoa; Arthropoda; Arachnida; Ixodida; Ixodidae
Exons: 3
Coding region: 52-843 (263 amino acids)
Source: RefSeq, a predicted model, not a curated record
GUCUCGGCGGUGGUCUCGGUGGCGGUCUCGGCGGCGGUCUUGGCGGAGGCCAUGGCGGCGGCGGAGGCGGCGGUGCCAACUUGCAGCAAGUCCCAGUGCACGAAGAGACCAAGACACACGCAGCGCCCGUCGGCGGUGGAGGCUACGGCGGAGGCGGAGGCUACGGUGGUGGACACGGCGGCGGCGGAGGAGGAGGUGCACAGGUUCACAGCGUCGAGGUUGUCAAGGUCGCCGAAGGAGGCGGCGGCGGCGGCGGCGGCGGAUUCGGAGGCGGCUAUGGCGGCGGUGGAGGCGGAGGAGGCCACGGAGGACACGGCGGCGGAUGGCAAUAAGCGGGUUUCCCAAACACACACUGUGAUUCAGCCGACCACUGCACUUGCCGCAGAGAAAUUGGAGAGGCUGCCUCCCGCAAAGCAAGCAGGCCCCUGCAUCGAGAGCACACCCGCCAUGGUUCAGCGCAAGAACGUCCUCACGCCCUCGAACGAACUACGCAGAAAGGCACAGGAGCAAUGCUCUCCGGGAUUGUGUAAUAUAUUGUUGACCUCACGCGCCCGCGGUUUUCCGCGGGACUUCACGGCGCUCAGCUCACCGCCAUUGUUAAUAAAAUAUAUUGCGGCCCAAAGCGGACCGGCGGCAUUGACGGCAGCAGCGCGAGGAGUGACCACGACACAGCGGGCUCGAGGCGACGCCGAGGACCUGGACUAUAGCGUCAUCGUUCCUGGAGCAGCAGGAUCGCCUCCCGGCUUUGGUUCCAAGGCUUCGCAGUGGCUCCUUCACGCCUGCGCGUCCUUCCGCGUCGGACUACGGUUGACGGAGUGGACUAGCUGCGGUUCGGUGCAGUGA